This is a messenger RNA of Naegleria fowleri, 2910 nucleotides long. RefSeq lists its product as uncharacterized. The coding region runs from base 1 to 2910 and encodes 969 amino acids. The record is from RefSeq and is a predicted model, not a curated record. The transcript has a single exon. Lineage: Eukaryota; Heterolobosea; Eutetramitea; Acrasida; Naegleriidae. Gene Ontology annotation, cellular component: nucleus.
AUGAGCAAAAACAAGCCAUCCACAACCAAAACAACAACAACACCACAAUCAUCAUCAUUAGCCUCAGAAAAAGAAGAAGCCACGGUAAAACCUGAAGAUUUAUUUGCAACAGGAACAUCGGUGGACGAAUUUGGAAACGAAGAUGAAUUGGUCAUAGAUGAAUCUAUUCGGAAGGAAGAGGAAAAUGAAAACAACAGCAAUGCAACAAAAACCUCUGAACCCGAUUGGUCCGUACAAUUGAGAAAAGAAGAACAAAAAUUGAAGCAACUCAUUGCUGAUUCAAAUUGUGAAAUUGAUGAGAGUAAAACGCUCACGGUUUUACAAGUUCAAGAAUUAUAUAGCAUUGCAAAGAAGGAACACCAACAAGCACAAACAAAUCAAGACUCUGAGGAGGGAGAACAAUUUGAAAAGGAAUUCGUUGAGAAGGGUACAAUCAUGGAUAAAAUUGCAGCCCUUUCAUUACUAGUCCAACAAAAACCAAUUUACAGAUUGCAAUACAUUGAUGAAUUGAUGAAGAUUUGUCACCAUCCAAAAAAUCACAGAGCUGCAGAAUUAGCUGUCAAGACAUGUACUGACUUGUUUCAAAAUUUAUUGCUCACAACAAGAUCUUUGUUGAACUUUAAAGAACGAGAGGAAAAUGGUUCCUCAAUUUCUUCCAUUUCCAUGACAUCUAUUUAUCAAGCCACACAUCAUUUUGAACGUUUAAAUAAUAAGAAAAAAAAGAAGGAAAACAUGCAACAAGUCGGAGUUGUCUUGGCCUCAUGGUAUUUUGAAGAAUUGUUGAAGAAGAAAUAUCAAAGUUUUAUCAACGAUGUUUUAGCCGAAAAUAUCAAAGAAAAAGCAAACUCACUGGAUGUUGUGGUCAUCAGAACUAUGAGAAAUAUUCGUGACUUGAUAAAACGAAGCCCUGAACGAAGAGACACCUUACUCACCCUUCUAAUCACCAAAUUUGCAGAUCCUAAAAAUUCAAUCAAUGCAAGAGCUCUCUACUACUUGACUGCUCUUGUGAACUCGCGAGUGGAGAACAAUCCUCAUUACGUACCAACUCUAGAUAAGAUGUAUUUGUGCAAGGGCAUUUGUGAAUUUUUACUUAAUACCAAGAUGGAUCCUUCUAAGAGAGCAUUUGCUGCCUCAUUCCUCACGAACAUGACCUACACACCAGAUCAUGAUAACCACAUUGCAGAGUUUGUUUUGAAGAGUUGUAUGGAUGUGUUGAAAAAGGAAUAUGGCGAUCUUAUUGCUAACAAGAAAAAGAAGAAGAAAGACGAGAAGAAAAGCUCCCAUCAAUUGACAAACUCAUCAUUCCUUGGCUCUUUACUCUCUGGCAUGUUUAAAAGUUUAAAACACUGUAGAACUGCAUUCUUGGCAGAUGCCGAAACUUUGGAUUUACUUUUUAAGAUUGCUAGAAUUACCCCCCUUGUGACCUCAGUGAAUGCAUGCAAACUUAUUUAUGCCAUUGCAUUCAUUUCAAAUGAUGAGAAAGUACUGACUCGAUUUUACACCUUACUCUAUGACAAGUUACUUGAUGAAGGCCAUACAGGUUCGAAAGUACAAACCCUAUUGCUUGUAGUCUAUGAAACUGUUCGUGAAGAUAUUAAUAUUAAUAGAGUUGCUGCAUUUUGCAAGCGUUUGUUACAAAGCUGUUUCACAUGCUACAAUCCUGGAUACACGGCAGCUGUUCUCAUGGUCCUUGAUCAAAUUCUGAAGGUCAAGCCUGGAAUUCAUCUUAGCAUGCUCCAACAAAAGAACUUUUUAACCAAAGAUUCUCAUUCAACUGCAAAAUCAAGAAACAAGUCAAUCGAAGAAGACGAUGAGGAAGAAGCAUUUCAAGAUAUUGAUGAAGAGACCAUUCAACAAGAGGAAAAGCCAAAAGAAACAAUCGUUCUUUCUAAGGAUAAUUCUGUUAAAAUUGUUGACAAUGAAAUUGUGAUUGAAGGAUUUACAAAUAAGAAUAACGACAAGAAACAAUCGACAACCGCAUCGUCAACGACAGCCUCAAAUGACAAACAAGAUGAAAAGAAAAAGACAAUACCUUCACAGAAAGCUAGAGGUACCAAUCCUUUUACCGAAUUUUCUGAAUACGACCCAACAACACCAAAACCUGAAGCAGCUAAUGCUCUCUCUUCAGGAUUAUGGGAACUUGAUCUCAUCAAGCACCAUUUCCAUCCCAGUGUUUGUGAGUUUGUAGAUAAUUUGGUUUCCCGUUCUGGUCAGCCUCUAUACAAAGGUAAUCCAAUUGUUGACUUUUCAACCACUACAUUCAUUGACAAGUUAAUGUUCAAGCCCUUCUCAAAGAAAUCCAUGAAAGAAAAGGGCUCUGGUCUCUUCUCCAAAUCAAAAUCAGCAUUGGCUGCUGAAAAAUUAAUUAGAGGAACCUCUUCCAUCAAUUCUAAGGAAUUUGCAGAUUUACCAGAAGAGUUGGUUAAAAGUGAUGAACGAUUCUUCCACAAAUUUAUGGUUGAAAAAUUCAAACGAAAAGAAGACAUUGAAAAAGAAAGAGAAGCACGAGAGAAAAGAAGAAAAGAAGCUAAAGCAAGAGAAGAAGAAUUUCUUAAUGCUAUGGAUGAAGAUUUUGGUUCAGACACUGAUCCAUUCGAUGAAUUGGAUGACGAUGCAGUGAUGGAACUUUUGGAACAAGCGGAAGAGAAUGCAGAGGAUGAAGAAAUCAUUCCAGGCGCUAAGAAUGACAAUGCUUAUGGCUUUGAUGUGACCAGUGUCUCAGAAAAACCCUCUCAAGAUGAAGUUGCCGAGUUAUUGGAAGAGGAUGAAGAUGAACUCUUAGAACAAGAAAAACAAGAGUUUAAAGAAACGAAAACUCCUUCAAAGAAACGAAAACAAAAACCAUCCAGCACAGCCACUCCUUCAAAUCAUCAACCACAAAAGAAGAAAGUGAAGAGAACAAGAAAAUAA